GAGUGAAAAUACGAUUUCGUUGAAUAUUGCCCUUGACUUUUUGAGAUCUAAAGCGUAUACAGCCAUGAGUACAAAUGAUGAAGAAAAACUCGUUUCAGACGAAGAAAUGGAAAAUGAUAACGAUCUUGAUAUCUCAGAAGAUUUAGAAAAAAUCAAUACUUUGUUAGAUAAACUAAUGAAACAACCAUUUCAUUAUGAUUCACAUAUUGAAUAUAUUAAUUUAUUUAAAAAACAUAAAAUGAGAGACGAAUUAAAAAGUGCACGUGAAGCAAUGCAACUUUACUUUCCAUUAACUGAAGAAAUGUGGAUAGAAUGGUUAGACGACGAGGAAAAAUCAGUAUCAACUCUUGAUGAUAAAAUUUCUCUAUUAGAACUUUACGCUAAAUCAGUCGAAGAUUAUCUUUCUAUCAAUUUAUGGAAAAAAUAUAUAAUUUAUAUUAAAGAAAAUAUAGAAAUCGCAUCUAAAGAUGGAGAUUCCGAAUUCAAGGAAAUAUUUAAUUACAAUUUUUUCGAAAACAUAUGUCUUCAAGCAUACUCAGCUACCAAAUAUCAUAUUUCAAAAAGUCAUGAAAUAUGGUCUAUUUAUAAAGAUUAUAAAACUGCUUUAUUAGAGGAAAAUCCAAGUUUUGAAAAUAUUCAACAUAUGAAACAAAUUUAUAUAGAGAGACUAAGCAUCCCUCAUUUAGGAAUGGAAAAUUGUUUUUCGGAUUUUUCUAGUUUCAUAACUAAUUAUGAUAAUCCCAAUUAUGAAGAAAUCAUGAUUGCUACAAACAAAAUAUAUAAUCCUGCAUUAAUAAAAUACCAAGCAAGAGAUUUUCAUGAAAUCCAGCUUUCACAAUCCAAUUACGCUUACGAAGAGUUUAUUAAAUAUCUAGAAUGGGAAUUACAUCAAAAACCUCAAGAAAUAGAACUAAUAUGUAUAUUAUUUGAGCGAUUACUUAAAUGUUAUCCAUUAUCUGCUAACAUUUGGGAAGAUUACAUUCAAUUUAUGGUUGAAAAAUCAACCUAUACUAAAAUAAAUGAGAAAUUCUUUCAAAGGUCCAUUAAAAACUAUCCAUGGAGUGGAAUUCCUUGGAAAUACUAUAUAUAUAUCCUUGAACAUAAUAAUUAUCCUUUACAAGAACUAUGUGCAAUUAAAGAUCGUUCAAUAAGUUCAGGAACACUUUUUCAUGAUAUAAAUGAAUUUGUAAAAGUUAUGGAAGCUUGGUGUGGAUACUGUAAACGUAGAAUUACACAGUGGAAUAAUAAUAAUGAAGAAGUACAAUAUGCUAUAACAGAACUCCAAACAUCAAUUAAAUUACUUAAAAACAUAUUUAAAACAACAGACAACCAAAAAAGACUCGAAAAAAUACUAAUUUCUAUAUUUACAAAAAUAGGAAAUAUAGAUGAAGCACGUAAAAUUUGGAAAAAUAUAUUAAAGAUCCAUACGACAGAAACGAAAUAUUGGUUACAGUAUUUUAUAUGGGAAAGACAUUAUGGAGAAAUAAAUAACGCAAUAAAUAUAUUAAAAAAUGCCAGUUUAAAACAUUUAGAUUUUCCUGAAUUAGUUUUUGAAAUAUAUAGAGAUUUUGUUAUAGAAGAAGGGACAUUAGAAUUACUAGAAAAAGCAGAAACCAUCAUACAUAAAGGAAUAAAAAAUAUACAACGAAUAAAGAAAAAAGAAUUAAUAAACAUUCAAAUUGAGAAGAAUCAACCACUUCAAGAAUUAGAAAUGAAUCUUGAAGAAAUUUCAAAUCAUAAAAAAAGUAAAAAUAAAAAUGAAGACAAAAUCAAACGAAAUAGAGAAAAUACUACUGUUAGAGUAACUGGACUACCAAAGUCAAUAUCUGUAGAACAAUUACAUAACUUUUUUUAUGGAUGUGGUGAAAUUAUAAAUACAAAAAUUAUAGAGGAAAUAUCCGAUAACUCUUCAACAGCUUUCGUAGAAUUUGCUAAUUUGGAAGAUACAAAAAGUGCAUUAACCAAAAAUUACAAAAAAUUAGAUCAAAAUGAAAUAUUAGUUGAAUUAGCUACGGAAACAACUUUGUGGGUAACGAAUUUUCCACCAUCAGCAGACGAAAAAUUUAUUCAUAACCUUUUUGAAAAAUAUGGUGAUGUAAUUGAAGUUCGUUUCCCAAGUUUGCGUUAUAAUUCACGUAGAAGAUUUUGUUAUGUUCAAAUGAAAUAUCCGGAGCAAGCACUAGCAUCUCUUUCUUUACAUGGCCAAAUGUUUGAAAAAAAAUAUAAACUUAUAGUUAAUAUAUCAGAUUCAUCAAAAAAAGAAGACAGAAAAGAAGCAUCUUCAGAAGGGAGAGAAAUUAUUAUUUCUAAUAUCUCUCAUGAAUCGACUGAAAAUGACUUAAUAGAUUUAUUUUCAAAAUAUGGAACUUUAGAAAGUGUACGUCUUAUUAAUGACAGAAAUUCCAAACAUCAUAAAGGUUUUUGCUAUAUAAUUUAUUCUACAGCAGAACAGGCGUUAUCUGCAUUAGAUGCAGACAAACAAGAAUUGCACUCAAACACAAUAUCUGUAAAAAUUGUAAAAGCAAAAAACAAAAAUACAAUUGAAAAAAAAGAAAACAACACGAAUAUAUUUUCCUCAGAAGAUUUAAACCCUGAAAAAAAAAAUAGUCAUGGCUUACGUUUUCAUGAUAUCAAAAAUAGAUCUCUCGGUAUUUUAUAUCUUCCAGAUACAGUUAAUCAGACAAGAAUCGAAGACGUAUUUAAGGCUUAUGGAGAUAUUGACAAAAUUGAACUAAGACCUGAUCAUCAAGGCGCCAUUGUUCAAUAUAAAAACACAUCGGAUGCAGGAAAAGCAGCUAUGGCAUUAGAUGGAUACGCUUUUUCAGAUAAAAAAAUACGUAUCGUUACUGUUGAAACAUUGUUACAACAUAAACCCAAAAAAAAACCAUUGCUAGAUCAAAGUCUGAUUGUUCCAAAAAUAAAUGAUCCAAGAGCAAGACGAGAAAGACUUUUUAUAAAUGAAAAAAACACAAUAUUGUCUAGAAAACGACUUAAAAUAUCUAACGACAACGACUCAAUGCAAACAAAACAAAUACAUACAAAACAUGCAUCUCUUAAUAAUGCUGACUUUAGAGAUAUAUUUUUUCAUAAAUCAUAAAAUCCAAUUUUUUGUACUUACGAUCUGAUAAUCAUCACGUAAUAACUUAUAAAUCGGCAUGUUUU
Molecule: messenger RNA, 3162 nt
Organism: Pneumocystis jirovecii RU7
Lineage: Eukaryota; Fungi; Ascomycota; Pneumocystomycetes; Pneumocystales; Pneumocystaceae
Product: U6 snRNP complex subunit PRP24
Exons: 18
Coding region: 65-3097 (1010 amino acids)
Biological process (GO): RNA processing
Cellular component (GO): nucleus; cytoplasmic stress granule; ribonucleoprotein complex
Molecular function (GO): poly(U) RNA binding; poly(A) binding; protein binding
Source: RefSeq, a predicted model, not a curated record